Messenger RNA from Morchella importuna, 1269 nucleotides. RefSeq lists its product as uncharacterized. The transcript has 4 exons. NCBI's taxonomy places the organism in Eukaryota, Fungi, Ascomycota, Pezizomycetes, Pezizales, Morchellaceae. Gene Ontology annotation, molecular function: polygalacturonase activity. Bases 1 to 1269 code for a protein of 422 amino acids. Gene Ontology annotation, biological process: carbohydrate metabolic process. The record is from RefSeq and is a predicted model, not a curated record.
AUGAAGCUCACAAUACUCACUCCCCUACUGUUCCUCCCUAGCAUUCUGGCAAUAACAGUAACUCCCUACCCCAAACACCCCAAAAAGCCCCGUUACACCUCCACUCCACGUACGUCAAAGAUCUGUACAGUCCCCAGCGGCGAGACGGAUUCCGCCGCCUCUAUUCUCGCCGCCGCACACUCCUGCAACAAUGGCGGCACUAUUGUCUUCUCGCCAAACAAAACUUACACCAUCGGGACAGCCUUGGAUUUAACCUUCCUCUCCCACGUUGACCUCGACAUCCAGGGGACUAUCCUUUUCUCAAACGAUACCGACUACUGGAACGCCAAUGCCUUCUACCUUACCUUCCAGAAUGCCACCACAUUCUGGCAGAUUGGCGGCGAGGACGUCAACAUCUACGGCGGCGGCACGCUCAACGGCAACGGCCAAGUAUGGUAUGACAAGUACGCCAAGGACAUCUACAUUCUGCGCCCGAUCCUUCUCGGUAUCGUCGGCUUGACCGGCGGCAGCGUCAGCAACAUCAACAUGCGCUUCUCCCCGCAGUGGUUCAACAUUAUCGUAAACUCCACCGACGUCGUCUACGACCACAUCUCCAUCUCCGGCGGCACAAAUAACGCCAAUCCAGCCAAGAAUACGGACGGCUGGGACACGUAUCGCUCCUCGGCCAUCACGAUCCAGAACAGCGUAAUCAACAAUGGCGACGACUGCGUCUCGUUUAAGCCGAAUAGCACCGACAUCGUGGUGCAGGGGCUAGACUGCACGGGGUCCCACGGCAUUAGUGUCGGGUCGCUGGGUCAGUAUCCGGGUGAGUAUGAUAUUGUAGAGGAUAUAUACGUGUAUAACAUCAGCAUGACCUCUGCGUCGGACGGCGCGCGCAUCAAAGUGUGGCCUGGGACGCAGUCGGCGCUGAGUGGUGACCUGCAGGGCGGUGGUGGGAGGGGCCAUGUGAAGAAUGUGACGUAUGAUACAUUUGGAAACCACAAGAACGAUUAUGCCAUCCAGGUCACGCAGUGCUACGGACAGAAGAACAAGACUCUAUGCGAACUGUACCCUAGCGAACUUACCAUCUCGGACAUCUAUUUCAAGAACUUCUACGGAACCACAUCAUCGAAAUAUGAUCCUACCGCUGGUACUGUAGUGUGCUCUUCGCCAACGGUGUGCAGCAAAAUAUAUGCCGAGAACAUCACGGUCACGCCGCCCAGUGGCAAGGCCGCGGUUUAUACUUGCUCUAAUGUUAAUGUGACUCAGUUGGGAUUGCCGUGUGCAUAG